CUCAUUUUCAUCGAAAUGAAAUCAAGAUUUAAUGUACAGAUACAAAAUUACAACGUUUUCUGGAGAUGUUUUAUUAAAGAUUCAGAUAAUUGUCAGACAUCCGGCAACACUGCAGACUGCUCCCACCCUUGUGCCAAGGUUAGAUCAUAACAAGAAACAUUUGGAUGCAGUAGUAGCACAAGAAGAUUUGGCCAUGGCUUCAACCAAAAAAUCAAAUCUGCCCCCAUGAUCGAUAGCCAAUUUAUGGAAAAGGAUCUCAACGACGUCUUUACUUUUGAAUUUGAAAAGCCCCAAUUUGAGCUUUUGGGAAAAGCAAAGAAGAAAUUGGCAAUGUGCAAGGUGGAAAAGGAAGUGAAUGGCGAGCUCAAACCAUGUAGCUUCAAGACAAGUGAAGCAAGUGCCGUGAAAAGUUUCAACCUUUGGUGGCAUGUAAAACAUAACCAUCCUGAAAACUAUGCAGCUCUGGUUACAAAAAAGGACCAGGAAGAUGAGGCAAAACCGAAAGCUGACGUGGCUGAACAACAUUCAUCUGUCUCUUUGAAAACUCCUGGAGAAAAGAUUUUUUGUGGAGCUUUAUCUGAAAAGAAACCCAAAAUUGAGCAAACAAAACUUGACUCAUAUUUGAAGUCCUCAAAGGUUACAGUCAUCAUGGAUGCCAAUGCUUUCCGUGAAGGGAUGAUGGAAAUGGUUUGCUUGAGUUCAACACCGCUCACUACCUUCAGGCUAAAGAACAAAGGAUUCAAAAAAAUUGCAGGUGAAAUGGAUCGGCAGCUUGGCAUUUCAACGGGGCACGAUGCGGUUCGUCAUAUAAUUGUCAGCACAGCUGAGUCUGGUUGCAAAGAGCUCAAGAAAGCUUUGGAGCAAAAAUUGUGCUACCUGAAAAUGCAUGUGGCAACCCAUGGAAACAGAAAUUUCCUUGCAAUCAAUACUCAGUACUACUAAGAAGGAAAAGAUAAAACUGUGGCAAAAACCUUAGACAUAAUCAACGGUGAAGGGCAUCACAACUCUUUGUACGUGAAAAGUCAAGUAAAAGCUAUUUUAGAAAAAUUUGGGAUCAGUGAAAUGCAAGUGCUAAGCAUCUGCGUUGACAAUGCAGCAAACAUGAUGUGUGCUGUUAAAAAUUUCAGUGAGGACAAUGAAACCAUUUCUACCUCUGAGAACAGGGAUGUGAACAGAACUGAAGCUAUUUUGCCUGAUGAAGGAACUAAAGGAAUGGAUGAAAUCGAACUCAACAUGGAUGCUGCUGCGCAAUGGGUUAAUGACCCUAGUCUCAUACUUCCAACAUCUGGCUUCAUGAGGAUGACUCAAAAGUCCAAAAGACUAUUCACACUUUUCAGUUGGCAAUCUGGGAUGGACUGAACAAGGAACACGCAAAGAAAUUUCUGGCAAAAAUUUGACAAGUAAUUGUCAAACUACGAACCCCAAGUAUUUGAAGUGUUCUGCUUGAUUUACAUGGGGUAACUCAAUCAUUGGAUACUGUGACUCGCUGGGGUUCAACAUUUGCAAUGAUUGAUCGGCUUCUCGUUUUUCAAUCUUACUGUGAACAAUUGGCUGCUGCUGGAAUAAGAGCACUCAAGUUAACAGAACCAGAAUGGGGCAAAGUGAAGAACCUGUGAGACCUCUUGGCAAAGCCAAACCAAACAACCAUGAAUCUUCAAGCUGUCUAUGUAACCUUGGGAGUUUUAAUGAAGGAUUGGCGAAAACUGUCAAAAUUCUUGCAAGAAAAUGGUGGACAAAUUGCAGAAGCAAUUCUGUCCUCCAUGCAGAAACUCAAAUAGAAGCUUUUUGACAAUAUUCAUUUCCUUGCUGGAGUUUAUGUUGACCCACGAUAUCGGAUUCUUCUUACCUCAAGGGAAAUACCAAAGGCAAAGGAAGGGCUCCUUGAUAUUGCUCGACAACUCGAAAAACAAAAUCUAUUGCUACAUUUGAACUCGGCGAAAGAGGUUGAAGAAAAUGAAACACAACAAAAGGAGUCAUCAACAAUCAAAUUUGUGGUUUUGGAAAGUUCACAUCCUUCAGAAAUAGCAGGCUGUUCUCAAACUUCCAUCUCCACUCUGAACUUGUUUGAGCAUCCAUCCUGGAGACGUCUUCAAUCUUCAUGGGGAAAUGGAGAUAAUUCAAGCAUCAAUUCUUCAGAAGAUGACGACUUCGAAAAAGAAUUGGAUAAACAAGAAAGACUUCAAAAAGGAAUUGAAUGAACAAGAGAGAUGUCAACGAAACAACGUUAACUGGGAUGACUUUCAGUGAGGAGUUUCUGUACAGUUUCUUCUGCUCCUUUGGAACCCACGUAACUUUAGGAGGGCACCCUUUGCAAUUACUAGCUCCCUUUCACUGCUGCCAGAACUGUGGCAAAGUGUCAGUAGUCUACACUGGGAGCAGCUGACCACCGCAGUCUGGAUACUUUAUCCUGGGCGAUGGGCACAGCAGCAGACGAUAGAGUCUCAUCGCGUGGUGAGAACACUCAUUCCUCUCCAUUCGUAGCUCUAGAGGGUGUUAAACAGAAGCUACCAAAGUUAAACAUUUUAAAAUCAGCAGGUCCAGAUAACAUCCAAGAGUUUUAAAAGAGCUGACUGAGGCAUUUGCUGGACUGUUACUGUUGAUUUUCAAUAAGUCUUGGAGCACCGGGGAAAUUCCAGGAGACUGGAAGAAACCUAACGUACCAAAUUUUAAAAGGGUAGACAGUAUGAUGGGCGUAAUUAUAGGCCUGUUAGCCUGACAUCGAUCCCAGGCAAGAUAAUGGAGCAGCUGAUACAGGAAUUGAUUAAUACACAAUUUAAGGAGAGUAAUGUAAUACAUGCCAAUCAACAGGGGUUUAUUCAAAAUAGACCCUGUCAAACUAACGUGAUAUCUCUUUUCGAUGCGAUUACAAAUUUGGUUGAUAAAAGUAGUAUUGUUGAUUUAAUAUACUGACCUCUGUAUGGCGUUUGACUUGGUGCUGCAUGAUGUUCUGAUAAAAAAUGACAAUAUAAAAUUAACAUGGUACACAUUAAAUGGAUUAAA
Molecule: messenger RNA, 3000 nt
Organism: Mauremys reevesii (Reeves's turtle)
Lineage: Eukaryota; Metazoa; Chordata; Testudines; Geoemydidae
Exons: 2
Coding region: 226-942 (238 amino acids)
Source: RefSeq, a predicted model, not a curated record